GGCUGGUUCCGCAAGUUUUUGACAGUUCGGGCACGGAACGCGAGGCUGCCGCGGCGCUGCGCUGGGGCCGGGGCGCUCCGCAGGACCGAGAUCUCCCCGCCGGCACCAUGUCCCGGGACCCCGAGGAGGUGAACAAGCUGACGGAGAACACGUACAAAAAUGUUAUGGAACAGUUCAAUCCCGGACUGAGGAAUUUAAUAAAUCUGGGGAAGAAUUAUGAAAAAGCUGUUAAUGUUAUGGUAGUGGCUGGAAGAGCUUAUUAUGAUAGCCUUGCAAAGAUUGGGGACAUAUCAGCAGAUUCUCCAGUUUCUAAAGAAUUGGGCCAAGUUCUGGUAGAGAUCUCAAGAACACACAAGAAACUUAAUGACAGUCUAGAGGAGAGUUUCAAAAAAUUCCAUAAAGAAAUUAUAGCUGAACUGGAGAAGAAAACAGACCUGGAUGUAAAAUAUAUGACUGCAACUUUAAAAAGGUACCAAACUGAACACAGAAACAAACUGGAUUCUUUAGAGAAGUCUCAGGCUGAGCUGAAAAAAAUCAGAAGGAAAAGCCAAGGAGCGCGAAAUGUAACAAAGUAUGAGCACAAAGAAAUGGAGUAUUUGGAAACCGUGACCUCUCGACAAAGCGAUAUUCAGAGAUUUAUUGCAGAAGGCUGCAGAGAAGCUCUCCUUGAAGAGAAAAGAAGGUUCUGUUUUCUGGUUGACAAGCACUGCAGCUUUACCCAGCACAUGCACUUCUACCAUGUUCAGUGUGCAGACUUCCUAAAAUCCAAGCUGCCUGGCUGGGAGGAAAUCUGUAGUGAUGCCACCAAAGUGCCUGAAAAAGUGAGAAUGAUGAUAGAUGAAAUCAGGACCCCUGGCUCCACGCCGGUGUCGGGAACGCCGCAGCCCUCGCCGAUGGUGAAGAGAAACACCCUGAUUGGAAAUGAUUUUUAUCCUCACCAAGAAAAUGCAUCCAAAGUGCCCCCAGCUCCCACGGGCAGGGCGUACACGAGCCCACUCGUGGAUAUGUUCAACAAUCCUGCAGCAGCUCCCAAAGCACCUUCUGAAAAACUGAACCACUCAGCAGAGAAUUCAGAUGAUGCCAGUUUAUCACGUUCAACUUCUGUUGCCACGGGAUUGAAUAUAAUGAAAAGGCAGAAAGUGAAGACAAUCUUCCCUCAUACUGCUGGAAACAACAAGACCCUGCUCAGCUUUGCCCAGGGGGAUAUCAUCACCCUGCUGGUGGCUGAGGAAAAGGAUGGCUGGCUUUAUGGGGAGCAUGACACAACCAGACUAAAAGGAUGGUUUCCAUCAUCAUACACAAGACCCCUGGAUGAAUCAGCAGAAGAAAAAGCCUUUGCUCCAGUGCCAAGCCCUGCACCAAUCCGAAGUGUUAGCUCUGUGAACCUUGUGGAGAAAGGGGAAGUUGUCCUCCCACCACCAGACUACCUGGGGGCUGCACAGACAGACAGACGGACGGAGCCUGCCAGAGGUGCAGCCGUGAAAACUCCGAGCGAGCGAGCGGAGCCGGCAGGCCCGAAACCUGACAUGAAUGGCAUUAUAAAACCACCUUUUCUAAGUGGAGAAAACCCCUUUGCAACGGUGAAACUGCGACCCACGGUGACAAACGACAGAUCAGCACCCAUCAUCCGAUGA
Molecule: messenger RNA, 1634 nt
Organism: Passer domesticus (house sparrow)
Lineage: Eukaryota; Metazoa; Chordata; Aves; Passeriformes; Passeridae
Gene: BAIAP2L1
Product: BAR/IMD domain containing adaptor protein 2 like 1
Exons: 14
Coding region: 108-1634 (508 amino acids)
Biological process (GO): actin filament bundle assembly; positive regulation of actin filament polymerization; actin crosslink formation
Cellular component (GO): cytosol; nucleoplasm
Molecular function (GO): protein binding
Source: RefSeq, a predicted model, not a curated record